This is a messenger RNA of Medicago truncatula (barrel medic), 3237 nucleotides long. Its product is annotated as receptor-like protein EIX1. Lineage: Eukaryota; Viridiplantae; Streptophyta; Magnoliopsida; Fabales; Fabaceae. The transcript is spliced from 2 exons. Gene Ontology annotation, molecular function: protein binding. The record is from RefSeq and is a predicted model, not a curated record. Bases 34 to 2955 code for a protein of 973 amino acids.
UUAGAGAACCUCUUUUUUUAUUUUGCAGUUGAAAUGAUGAUGAGAAACUAUAAUAUUGCUACAUUACAUGCAUUGUUAGUGUUGUUCUCCAUUGUUGGGUUCAACUCAGCAACAAAGAAUGGAGACACACAGUGCAAAGAAAGGGAGAGACAUUCACUCGUCACUUUGAAACAAGGCCUUCAAGAUGACUAUGGUAUGUUGUCCACAUGGAAGGAGGAUCCAAAUGCAGAUUGCUGCAAAUGGAAGGGAGUUCAAUGCAACAAUCAAACCGGUUAUGUUGAAAAGCUUGAUCUGCAUGGUUCGGAAACACGUUGUUUGAGUGGUGAAAUCAAUCCUUCAAUAACUGAGUUGCAACAUCUAAAAUAUCUUGACCUCAGAUAUUUGAAUACCAGUGGUCAAAUCCCAAAAUUUAUUGGAUCCAUCAGCAAAUUACAAUACCUUGAUCUCUCAUUUGGUGGUUAUGAUGGGAAGAUUCCUAUUCAACUUGGGAAUCUAUCACAAUUGCGACAUCUUGAUCUUAGCAGGAAUGAUCUGAAUGGAGAAAUCCCUUUCCAACUCGGAAAUCUUUCAUUGUUGCGGUCUCUUGUGCUCAGUUACAAUUCUGAUCUUAGAAUCAACAGCCAAAGUCAAGGAAAUGUUGAGUGGCUAUCAAAGCUCUCAUCUUUGAGAAAAAUUGACUUGAGUACAAUUCAAAAUCUCAACGAUUCUUCUCAUCACACCUUGCAAUUCAUAAUGAAGCUUCCAAGCCUUAAAGAGUUGUAUCUAAGAAGUUGCGGCCUUUCUGACGCCAAUAUUCUCCCUUUAUUUGAUUCUCAUUUGAACUUUUCCACCAGUUCUCUUACUGUCCUUGCUCUAUCUUCCAAUCAGUUGAUGUCAUCAUCAAUAAUAUUCAAUUGGGUGCUUAACUACAGCUCUAAUCUUCAACACCUUUACCUUUCUCGUAACUUGUUGAGAGGUCCUAUUCCUGAUGAUUUUGGAAACAUAAUGCAUUCACUUGUAAGUCUCCAUAUCUCAAGCAAUAGUCUAGAAGGUGAGAUCCCAGUAUCAAUUGGAAAUAUUUGCACCUUGCGGACAUUCCAAGCUUAUGAGAACCGCUUGAGUGGUGAUUUAGAUUUGAUCACCUCUAGUAACCAUUCCCAGUGUAUUGGUAAUGUAUCAUUGUUACAGGAACUAUGGUUAUCGAAUAAUGAGAUUUCAGGCAUGUUACCGGACUUUUCAAACCUCUCAUCUUUGAGACUGUUGAGUCUUGUGGACAAUAAAUUAAUUGGAGAAAUACCCACGAGCAUCGGAUCACUUACAGAGUUAAAGAGUUUGUACCUGAGCCGAAACUCUUUUGAAGGUGUCGUCUCUGAAUCCCAUUUCACUAACCUCUCCAAAUUGAAAAGGCUAUGGUUGUCCGACAACUCAUUGACUAUGGAGGUUAGUAAUGAUUGGGUUCCUCCUUUUCAAUUACUAGAAUUGGGUUUAUCAAAUUGUAAUAUGAAUUCUAUAUUUCCUAAUUGGCUCCAAACACAAAAUGAAUUAUCCACUCUUUCCCUUUCAAAUGUCAGUAAUAUAUCUCCAAUACCUAUUUGGUUUUGGGGAAAAUUGCAAACAAUAACUAGCUUGGACAUUUCAAACAACAAUCUUACUGGCAUGAUUCCUAAUUUAGAACUCAAUCUUGGUACCAACAAUCCUUUUAUAGAUUUGAUUUCAAAUCAGUUUAAAGGUUCCAUUCCUUCUUUCUUGUCGCAGGCAAGAGCACUAUAUCUUUCCAAUAAUAAAUUUUCAGAUUUAGUUUCCUUUCUAUGCAAUAGAAAUAAGCCUAACAUUUUGGAAGUUUUGGAAAUAGCAAACAAUGAAUUAAAGGGCGAGUUGCCUGAUUGUUGGAAUAAUCUAACCUCAUUAAAAUUUGUUGACCUCAGCAAUAACAAAUUAUGGGGAAAAAUUCCCAUCUCAAUGGGUGCCCUUGUUAACAUGGAGGCUUUGGUUUUAAGAAAUAAUAGUUUGAGUGGCCAACUUCCUUCCUCUUUGAAGAAUUUCUCAAACAAGUUGGCUAUGUUGGAUCUUGGAGAAAAUAUGUUUCAAGGUCCAUUACCUUCAUGGAUUGGAGACAACUUACGACAAUUAGUAAUCUUAAGCCUUCGAUUCAAUAACUUCAAUGGAAGUCUACCUUCAAAUCUAUGUUAUUUGACAAAACUUCAUGUCUUAGAUAUGUCACUAAAUAAUUUAUCAGGAGGAAUCCCCACUUGUGUAAACAAUUUAACUUCAAUGGCUCAGGACACCAUGAGCUCAACAGAUCAUAUGUAUACACUCAUAAUCAAUCAUGUGUAUUAUUCAAGACCAUAUGGUUUUGACAUAUCCUUGAUUUGGAAAGGUGUAGACCAAUGGUACAAAAAUGCAGAUAAGUUUUUAAAAACCAUUGAUCUCUCAAGCAACCAUCUUACAGGGGAAAUACCAACUGAAAUGGAGUACUUAUUUGGUUUGAUUUCAUUAAAUUUGUCAAGGAACAAUCUCAGUGGGGAAAUCAUUUUAAACAUAGGAAACUUCAAAUCACUUGAAUUUCUAGAUCUGUCAAGAAAUCAUUUGUCAGGCGAAAUUCCUUCCAGUCUAGCUCGCAUUGAUCGUCUCACUAUGUUGGAUUUGUCAAACAAUCAGCUCUAUGGGAAAGUUCCAGUUGGAACGCAGCUGCAGACAUUUAACGCUUCAAGUUUUGAAGGGAAUUCAAAUCUCUGUGGAGAACCCCUUGAUAGAAAAUGCCCAGGAGAAGAACCAGCAAAACCACAAGUGCCAACAACUGAUGCAGGAGAUGAAAAUUCAAUAUUUUUUGAAGCAUUAUAUAUGAGCAUGGGGAUAGGAUUCUUCACUGGUUUCGUUGGUUUGGUAGGCUCAAUAUUGUUACUACCAUCUUGGAGAGAAACCUACUCCAAAUUCUUGAAUACUUUACUAUUGAGAAUUUUCAUGUGGUGGAAGUAGUGAUCAAUGUAUCUGGCUAGUUUCUCUAAAGCUGAUGAAUGAUUUAUAAUAGGCAGGGUCUUCAAUUCAUUUGUUAUGAGAUGAAUGCAUAAUUCUGCUGUUAUAUAUGAGUGCGCAUAGAAUGGAAGCUGUACUAAAUAAGAUCAAAGUAGUUCAAACUUUCUUGUAUACUGUAUUUUGUUAUGCUUUGAAGCUUUGCAAUUUUGUAAGGAAAUGUGGAACUUAUACUGCAAGUUAUGUGAUACAUCAAACAUUACAGAAUGAUUUUACCUUUAAUAAGAG